Messenger RNA from Alternaria rosae, 1272 nucleotides. RefSeq lists its product as uncharacterized. NCBI's taxonomy places the organism in Eukaryota, Fungi, Ascomycota, Dothideomycetes, Pleosporales, Pleosporaceae. Bases 1 to 1272 code for a protein of 423 amino acids. The transcript has 2 exons. The record is from RefSeq and is a predicted model, not a curated record.
AUGGCAACUACAGACAUCGCAAGCAGUCGCCUAAUUGAUGAACUGUCUGGGCCGUCUCCAGCUGUCCAAGGCCAGUCCAUGUCCAAGUCUGCACGUACUCGUCGUAAUAGGGCUGCUAAGAAGUUGGCACUCCUCAAGGACGUAAACAACACCGUUCCCUCUACUGAACAGGCUGGUCUCCCCGAGUCUGCUGAUACUACGAAGAACGUCAUGCCGUAUCAAGGUGAAGACUUGAUCGUUGAAACUAUUAGCAUCGCCGGCACUGACGCCUCUGUGACCGCCUCUUUGCCCAAAGAGCCACUUCCUAUCAAGACAAAUCUUCAGCCUGCUUCCUAUCCUGGAUCUGAUCCCAAGCCGAUUGCGCCAUCGUUCUCUUCCGCUUCUGAGGUAGCUGAUGUCCCGCCCCAGCCAGAGACUCUAUCAAAGCAGUCAGGUCAAUCGUCGUCCUCCCCCGUCAUAGACCAACCUAUCGAUAAUCUGCUCGAGAUGAUACGAGCGCAGCGUCAAGCUCUUCUCCAAGGUCCUCGCAUCAUCAUUCGCGUUGGAGAUACAUCCGUUGAGGGCAUAUCCAAGCGUGCUGCGAUGGCUGCUUCUUCUGUUCUUCACAAGCACUUCACUGCCAACCCUCGAUCACUUGAGUACGUUUUCUCACGCGGUCAGAUACACCCUGGCGCAGUCCGCCUUCUACUCAUCGGCUGGAUGCAGGAGACGUGCGACGAGUUUGAGGCUUACGCUGUCCCAGCUCAGAUGACCUUCGGUGAAGACGUUGCUCUCCUCCGCGCCGCUCGCCUGUUGGGCAUGGAGCGCUACUGCAGCCAUAUCCUUGCUGGCUAUAUCGAAUACCUCAAGACCCAGCUUCCUAGCUACGAAGAGAUCAUCGCCGUCGAACAGAACGCCACGUCUGACAAAGAUCCACUCUGGACCGCGAUGGUCAACCACCUUUGCCACGAACGCCACGAACGCCUUAUUCCCGACCCAGAGGACUUCGCGGCGUUCUUGGAGAAGCACACCCUUCUAAGGAAGGCUAUGGAGUCCGCUGAUAUCUUCUUUCGUGGACUUGCGAGGAGGCAGGCUGAGGGCCGCGAGAAAGAGCGAGAGAAAGAGCGCCGCCAGCGUUGGGAGCAGAACCAGGCUGAGCAGCACGAGCGCAUUGCGAAAGAGCGACUUGCUGCUGAUUCUCUGAAGAAGAAGAUGGAUGAAAAGGGUUCAGGCCUGAUGACCGUCACUGUGGAGGAGGCGGAGCUGCUUCGAGGGCGCACUCGCGCCCGCUAG